Messenger RNA from Acanthisitta chloris (rifleman), 254 nucleotides. Its product is annotated as ras-related protein Rab-7L1-like. The record is from RefSeq and is a predicted model, not a curated record. The annotation marks the transcript as partial. Lineage: Eukaryota; Metazoa; Chordata; Aves; Passeriformes; Acanthisittidae. The transcript has 2 exons. Gene Ontology annotation, molecular function: GTPase activity; GTP binding. Gene Ontology annotation, biological process: melanosome organization; intracellular protein transport. Gene Ontology annotation, cellular component: melanosome; trans-Golgi network; endomembrane system.
UGGAUUUUGCUCUGAAGGUGGUUCAGUGGUCGGAGUCGGAGACAGUUCGGCUGCAGCUCUGGGACAUUGCAGGGCAGGAACGUUUCACCUCCAUGACUCGCCUGUACUACAGGGAGGCCUCGGCCUGCGUCGUCAUGUUCGACGUCACCAACGGCAGCACCUUCAGCAACAGCCACAAGUGGAAACAGGACCUGGACAGCAAAGUGGUCCUGCCUGACGGGAGCCCCGUGCCGUGUCUGCUGCUGGCCAACAAG